AGUUAAACAGUGCUAGGGAGAGGACGUGCUCGCCGCGCCUCCCCGCCACCGCCAUGGAGUUAUCCUUAGUAGGGGAUCGUGUCUACGCCGCCGAGUGCAUACAGAAGAAGAGAGUCCGGAGGGGACGCGUGGAGUACCUUGUCAAAUGGAAAGGCUGGUCGAAUAAACACAACACCUGGGAGCCCAUUGAAAACAUCCUUGAUGUGCGACUGUUGGAAGCCUUCGAGGAGAGCCAGCGGGAAAGCGUGGGCGCCAAGCGAGGACCCAAACCCAAGAACAGACCCAGGGAGUCCCACCACCAAAUCCGAGAGAGCACCCGCAGCAGCACCUCGGCCUCCCUGGAGCGUGAUGCCGAGCGGAGUGCCAGCAGCAGCACCUCCUCUAGGGUUGAAGUCGACACCACCACCGAGGACGACGACUACGACGACUCCACUGACCAUGACACCUCCACCACCACCACCACCUCCACCUCCUCCGCCACCACCACCACCAUCACCACCACCACCUCCUCCUCGCCCACCACCACCACCACGCCCACGACCACCACCACAGCAGCGUCACCUCCACCGCAGUCUGUAACUUCAUCACCGGUCGCCACAGACACCACCACGGACACUACCACAGCCACCACCACCACCACACAGUCAUCACCCACCACCACCACCGUCACCACCACCACCACCACCACCACUACCCCCCCUCCCAGCUCCCCCCCCAGUGCAAAACGGAAGGCAGAGCCGCUUAGGGAUGGGAAGUUAGGCUUUACCAUCACUAAGGACGGUGAUGGAGAGCCCAGCCCCCCCCCCCUCAAACAGCCCCGCCUUGUAUCACCCCCCAAACAACACCACCACCACCACCACGACAACCACCACACUCACCACCACCCACGGCCUAAGCUCAACACCACCUCCAGCACAACCAUAUCAUCUCCGAAGGGUGUUAAGCUCCCCCCUUCGCCCGAUACACCACCACAGAUCACACCUCCACCGCCACCUCCGGUCUCAACACCGCAGGUCAACGGGGCAGUGGUGAAGGGGAAGGACUCACUCAUCACCACACUCAACACCGCACUCAACACCACAACGGAGAAGGAGAAUCACGAGCCCAAUGUGGUGGGUGGUGAUGGGGUGGAGGAGGUGGUGGAGGAGGAAGAGGAGGUGCAGGGGGAGGAGGAGGAGGAGGAGCAGGAGGAAGAGGAGGAGGAGGAGGAGGAGGAGGAAGAACAGGAGGUCCUGGUGGCACCCGACCCGAGCUACUGGUACCGGCGGAACCCCCUGGCGGAUGAGAUCUUCAUAACGGAUGUGACGGCCAACUUCCUGACCGUUACGAUUAGGGAGUGCAAGAAACGGCAGGGAUUUUUCAAGGAUACGGACGAGAACCAAAACAACUCACACUCCUCCUCGAUUAAGUGAUGAUGAGGAGGAGGAGGAGGAAGAAGGAGGAAGAGGAGGAGUGAUAUUAGUGAGCCCAGAGAGAGGAGGAGGAGAAGGAAGACUCAUGUGGAUUUUAGUGAGAGAAAGGAAAACAGUUGAAAGAGAGGAGGAGGAGGAGGAGGAGGAAGAGGAAGAAAGGAGGAGGAGGAGGAGAAGGAAGAUUGACUCAUGUGGAUUAUAGUGAGAGAGAGAGAAAGGAAAACAAUUGAAAGAGAAGAGAGAGGAGGAAGAGGAAGAAAGGAGGAGGAGGGAGAGGAUUGACAGACUGAGAAAGUGAUUUAAGAAGAAGAAGAGGAAGAGGAGGAGGAGGAGGAGGAGGAGGAGAAAGAAGAAAUAUUUGACUGUCAAUCUGGAAUAAGAAGAUUUGAAAAGGAAGAGAAGAAGAAGAAGAAGAAGGAGGAGGAAGAAGAUUAGAACAAGUUAACAUAGAAGAAGAAGAAGAAGAGGAGGAGGAAGAA
Molecule: messenger RNA, 1891 nt
Organism: Eriocheir sinensis (Chinese mitten crab)
Lineage: Eukaryota; Metazoa; Arthropoda; Malacostraca; Decapoda; Varunidae
Product: polycomb group protein Pc-like
Exons: 6
Coding region: 54-1412 (452 amino acids)
Source: RefSeq, a predicted model, not a curated record